UUUGGCAUCAGAUCUUAUAUAACCGAAAUUUUAUAUAUUACAUCUUUAUAUAAAUCUUAAAUAUUCGCAUUUUAAUCCAGUUUUAAUCAUUAAUAAUUUAAUUAAUAGAAAAUUUUAAUUAGAUUUCUAUAUCGAUAUCCUUUCAUGUGCUUAAUAUGUUAAUGUUACUUGCAUAGUGGCAUUAUUACGGAUUAUUCCGAAAUUCUAGAUUAGCUAUUAAUUCCUGUUUUGAGUGUAUCUGUGUAAACACAAAGUGGAUUAUUAACUGUAUGACACAAUUAUUCAGCGCUUAACCUUGCAUAUUUUAUUACAAUAAUUUAUGCCCUGCAUCGAUUUGAGCAACAGUAGUAUUUCUCGAGAAAAUAAAGGUAGCUGUGUUUUAUUGAAAAAAAUGGAAUUAGAAGUACAUGAAGAAUUGAAAGAUAAGUCACGUAGUUUAUCGUUUUCCCCUCCGCCCAUGAAAAAAUCUGAGACGAGGGACAGCAUUUCUUCCGUUGACAGUGAUGUGAGCUUUUCAUUUGAUAGAAGAGGCUCAAAGAGUAAAGAAACUGGCUUAUCAGAUUAUGACAACGAGGGCAAAUUUGUGAAUAAAAUUAAUGCUGACCAAGACUCAGGCGCGGAUUCGAUGGACGAUACUAGAUUGAAAGAAUUGGAAACAAAGAAAUCAGAGGUAUUACUUGAAAUAUCGACAGCCAAGAAAACAAUCGAUAAUCUUAUGACUCUAAAUGACGAAUUAAUUGAUAAGAUAUGCACCCAAGUGGAAUUUUACUUCUCCGAUGAAAAUAUCAUAAAGAAUGCUUUUUUGCUAAAACACGUAAAGAGAAAUAAAGAAGGCUACGUAUCUCUCAAAUUGAUAUCGAGUUUUAAGAAAGUGAAACAUCUCAGUAGAGAUUGGAGAGUUAUUGGUACCGCUUUAGCAAAAUCUAAGAAACUUGAAGUCAAUGCACAAGGAACUAAGUUGCGUAGGGUGGACCCUUUACCACCUUUUGACCAAACGGCACCUUCUAGAACCAUUCUGGCGACUAAUUUACCGGUAGAGAAAUUGACAAUUGAAUCUGUUGCUGGAAUUUUUAAACCUUGUGGUGAAAUAGCGCUGAUAAGAGUGCUUAGACCUGGACAGCCUACACCUUCAGAGGUAACAUGUUUUUUUCUUUAG
This is a messenger RNA of Ooceraea biroi (clonal raider ant), 1156 nucleotides long. Its product is annotated as La ribonucleoprotein translational regulator Achilles. Gene Ontology annotation, molecular function: mRNA binding. Gene Ontology annotation, biological process: RNA processing. The record is from RefSeq and is a predicted model, not a curated record. Gene Ontology annotation, cellular component: nucleus; ribonucleoprotein complex. NCBI's taxonomy places the organism in Eukaryota, Metazoa, Arthropoda, Insecta, Hymenoptera, Formicidae.